This is a messenger RNA of Drosophila innubila, 1119 nucleotides long. RefSeq lists its product as uncharacterized. NCBI's taxonomy places the organism in Eukaryota, Metazoa, Arthropoda, Insecta, Diptera, Drosophilidae. The record is from RefSeq and is a predicted model, not a curated record. The coding region runs from base 240 to 995 and encodes 251 amino acids. The transcript has a single exon.
GUUUUUUCGAGCAAUUUGAUUUGAUAACCUAAACGAAAAUAUUAAAUAUGAAAAAGUUCUAAUAAAAUAAAAAAAAAUACUCUUUCUUAUAAGACAUCCAUGUCUGUAUUGUGAUUUAUUUCUGCUCUUCGAAAAGUCUUACAAUAAUUAACUCGAUACAAGAAAAAUAUAUAUUGUAUUCGGAAACAUUCAUAUAUAAUAAAUUCUAAUACAAUCACAACACGUACAAUUCAAUCAAAAUGAUGCGCGGACCAAAAAUUGUAUGGCUGAGUAAAUGGUAUCACAGAGAACGACCAUGGAUAUCUGUUAUGAGGAGGUUAUAUGUGAAUGAAGUGGAAACUAAUAAAUCGGCAUUUCCUUUAAUUCAGAAAUGCGAUGUUACGCGAACUGCCUUCGAAAAUAGUCACGAAAACAAGCCAAGAAGCAAUCCCAGCUCCAGUCAAAACAAUGAGCACAAAAAAGGACAGCAGGAAGGUUUGGAACGAGCUUACAGUGUUCUGAAAAAUACACUGCCUAAACUGUUUGUCGAGCCACUUGACUACUCCAUUUACAGUCCAAACCUGAUCUUUCAAAAUAACAUUACCGGCAAACAUACCGUAGGUCUGUACCAUUAUGUUAAACAGAUUGCAAUCCUACGCACAGUUGGGCAUUUGAAGUAUGCGUACGUUAAAUUCGAGAUACUUAAAAUCACAAAGCACCCUGAAGAUGACACAGUUCGUAUAAGAUGGCGUGUUAGAGGCAUAUCUGGUCUAAAGGUAAUGUUCCAGUUCUGGAAAUACAAAGUGUGGCAGCUGCAAGAAGUGCUUAAGGAUCAAGAGGCAUGGUACGACGGUUAUUCUGUUUGCUAUUUAGGAGACGAUGGUCUAAUUAGCAAGCACGUCGUGGACAAAGUAAUGCCAGAUGAGAGUCGCGAGAUUGAUGAAGGCAAUACCACAUCGGCGCUACCAACUGGUUCCUUAGCGGCAACGGCGUCACAGAAAAUUAAUUUUCAGUAACCUUAUAAAUAUGUAUAUACAUAAGUAUGUAUUUAUUUGGUCAGUCAGUCAGUCAAUGUAACUAAUUGCUUAAAUAAAUCUAUUUAAAACUGUUAGAUUAUGCUUUAAGCAACAUUACAAAUAA